GAUUAAGUACCCGCGCGACGGCCACAGUGUAGUAACGAGCGGCAGUGUAUCGGGUAAACAGUCUUAGUCUACCUACCGGCACCAGAGGCGCGCGCUUUUCCUGCCGUCUUGUCGUCCACAACUGCAGGCAACCGACGCCUGGUGCGUUUGUCUCGACGAAAAUUGCAUUUUUGUUUGACCGACCGACGCGACAAACUUGUCAUUGCUGUCAUGGACGCGUUGAAAAAAGGAUGGUUUAGCGAACUCACCGACCUGUUGCCGGGCCGAUGUUUUUCCAUGCAAGUCGAACAGGUGCUCCACCAAGAGAAGUCCAAGUACCAGGACAUUUUGGUGUUAAAAACGAAGUCUCACGGCAACGUUCUUGUGCUCGACGGAAUGGUACAGUGCACGGAAUUCGACGAGUUCGCUUACCAAGAAAUGAUAUCGUUUUUGCCCUUAUGCAGUCACCCGAAACCGCAAAGGGUGCUGAUCGUGGGCGGUGGGGACGGUGGCGUUGCCCGAGAAGUAGCCAAACACCCUUUGGUCGAGGCUAUCGACCAGGUGGAAAUCGACGACCGAGUGGUCGAAGUGUCCAAAAAAUAUUUGCCUUUCAUGGCCAAAGGGUUCGACAGUCCCAAACUCAACCUGCACAUCGCCGACGGGUUCAAGUUCAUGGAAGAACACGUUGAAUACUACGACGUCAUCAUAACGGACUCAUCCGAUCCAAUCGGCCCAGCAGUUUCACUCUUCCAGAAGUCCUACUUCGAGCUGAUGAAGAGGGCGUUGAGACCCGGUGGUAUAGUUUGCUCCCAAGCCGAUACGUUUUGGGGACACCUGGAAAACGCCACUUCAAUGCGUAAACAUUGCAGAGACGUGUUCGCCAAGGUGGGCUAUGCCACUUCCUACGUUCCUACCUACCCGCACGGCCAGAUCGGUUAUGCUCUGGGAAGCCUAAACGAGAACACUGAUUUUGAAAGUCCGGUGUUCCAGUUAACCCAACAACAACGGAAAGAAAUGCAACUGCGUUAUUACACAACCGAAGUCCACAAAGCGGCUUUCGCCUUACCCGCCUUCGUUGUCGACGCAAUCGAAGCCGACGAAUGUAAAGACUAAAUUAUUAUCGGUGUCUCAGAAAAGGAAGAAGAAGAGAUAUUUUUAUAUAAUAUAUAUUCUAUACAAAACGUUACCACUCUAUAGUUUUACUACAAUUGCGUAAUAUAGUACAUUAUUAUAAUAUAAA
Molecule: messenger RNA, 1219 nt
Organism: Adelges cooleyi (spruce gall adelgid)
Lineage: Eukaryota; Metazoa; Arthropoda; Insecta; Hemiptera; Adelgidae
Product: spermidine synthase-like
Exons: 5
Coding region: 211-1092 (293 amino acids)
Biological process (GO): spermidine biosynthetic process
Cellular component (GO): cytosol
Molecular function (GO): spermidine synthase activity
Source: RefSeq, a predicted model, not a curated record